Pollicipes pollicipes is the source of this 1305-nucleotide messenger RNA. RefSeq names its product lisH domain-containing protein ARMC9. Gene Ontology annotation, biological process: cilium assembly. The transcript has 11 exons. The coding region runs from base 1 to 1305 and encodes 434 amino acids. Lineage: Eukaryota; Metazoa; Arthropoda; Thecostraca; Pollicipedomorpha; Pollicipedidae. Gene Ontology annotation, cellular component: ciliary tip; ciliary basal body; centriole. The record is from RefSeq and is a predicted model, not a curated record.
AUGGAACCCGGCCGGCGACUAACGGGCGUCACCAGUCAGCUGACUUCGGCCCUCGAGGUGUCCGUCCGGCAGGGCGGCGUCGACCUGGAGGCGACGCUGGACGCCUGCUGCCAGAUAUUCCCGCAGCUGUUUUCACGCACCAUCCAGCAGCACGCCACCGACAAACAAAAGUCGCCGCCCGAGUCGAUCCUGCGUCAGAGUGUGGAGCGUCACCAGGCUGACAGCGUGCUGCCGGCGGCCGGCCGCGCGCCGCUCGACUUCGCCGCGGUCAAACACCACCUGCAGACGGCCUCGCACAGAGCCAAGGCGCUCCUGCUGCAGGCGCUCCGACGGCGGGUGACCCGGUCCAGCAGCCGCGCCGACGUGGUGGAGACGUACGUGGCCGGCGACCUGGCCGGUCUCCAGCGCGUGGACGAGUACACGCGCCACGUGCUGAGCGCGUUGACGCCGCCGGAGCCGCACGUGGUGCAGCAGAGCUGGGCUCGCCUGCUCAACUGCCUGGCUUCCUUCUGCAGCGGCCGCACCUACCUCUGCAUGUACCAGCCGUUGAUGGACACGCUGCUGAAGGUACUGCAAUACCAGAAGCUGGACGCCGUCACCUUGGACAUGGUGCUGGCCACGCUGCAAAAGCUCUCUCUCCGGCGGCCGGCGCAGACUCGCAUGAUCGAGUGGGGAAUGGUGGAGUGGCUGGUUGGCUUCCUGCAAGACCACGCCGUCAUCCCAGCCUACACGCUCGAGUACGGCUGCGCGCUGCUGAUGAACCUCUGCCUGCGCACGGCCGGCCGUCAGAAGUGCGUGCCGCACGUCAACUCGGUCCUGAAGCUGCUCACAGACCUGCUCGGCUCCAACAACGCGCAGGUGCUGCCGUACGUGAACGGCACGCUCUACAGCAUCCUGGGCCAGCCGGAAGUGCGCGCGCGCGCCACCAAGCUCGGCCUGGGCCAGGUCCUCGAAUACUUCAUGGAGAAGGGGUCGACGGACCUGCGCCGUCAGCUGGAGUACAUCAUGCGUCAGUACCGCGGCGAGGGCGUGGACGGCGCCGCCAGCGACGAGGACGACGAUGACAUCGAGGACACAGAGUUUCUCGAGGAGGACAUUGACGCUGAUGACCCGGUGGUGGCCGAGAUCGGGGAACACGAAGGCGAGGAGCUGCUGGCCACCCUCCGGGCAGGCUCCGAUGGUGCCGGCAGGACUGCAGCGCGGCGCGGUCUGUCGCCGCGUCAGGGCGGAGCGGUGCCCGGCCGACCGGUCUCGCCCCGUCUGCCGAGCACCGCCCACAGCGACUCGGUCCUCGUGGUAGCGUGA